AUGGCGCUGCGGAGCCUGCUGCUGCUGCUGCUGCUUUCGCUGGAGUCCCUGGACCUGCUGUCCGGCGCUCACGCCGCCCGCGGCCGCGCUGCCAACCGGACCCUGAGCUCCGGCGCCGCUGCCGUCGGGGGCCGGCGGCCCGGGGGCGCCCUGGCCCGGGGCGGCCGCGAGCUGAACGGCACCGCCCGGGCGCCUGGAGUCUCGGAGGCGGGGAGCCGGCGGGGACAACCCGCGGCGGCGGUAGCGGCGGCGGCGGCGGCCAGCGCGACAGUCACCUACGAGACGUGCUGGGGCUACUACGACGUGAGCGGCCAGUACGACAAGGAGUUCGAAUGUAACAACAGCGAGAGCGGUUACCUGUACUGCUGCGGCACCUGCUAUUACCGCUUCUGCUGCAAGAAGCGCCACGAAAAGCUGGACCAGCGCCAGUGCACCAACUACCAGAGCCCCGUGUGGGUACAGACGCCCAGCACCAAGGUAGUGUCGCCAGGGCCCGAGAACAAGUAUGACCCCGAGAAGGACAAGACCAACUUCACCGUCUACAUCACUUGCGGGGUGAUUGCCUUCGUCAUCGUGGCCGGAGUCUUCGCUAAGGUCUCCUAUGAUAAGGCCCACCGCCCUCCGCGGGAGAUGAACAUCCACAGGGCUCUGGCUGACAUCUUGAGACAACAGGGACCAAUCCCCAUAGCACACUGUGAAAGAGAAACUAUCUCGGCUAUCGAUACCUCUCCCAAAGAGAACACUCCGGUCAGAUCAUCCUCCAAAAACCACUACACCCCUGUGCGUACGGCCAAGCAGACCCCAGGGCAUUAUGGGAAGGAUGCUUACCGAAGUGGAGGACCCGAUCUCCAUAACUUCAUCUCAUCUGGAUUUGUCACGUUAGGAAGAGGACACACGAAGGGUACAGUGGAAACCAUUUUUUACUAAAAAAUACAGAGGUUGCCUAGGGAACCCCAGUCUGAAAAUUGGAAGAUGGUAUGGAGGCCAGAGGCUUGGUCCAAGACAGGAAGGAGUAAGUGGGGUGGUUCCAUGGCAGCUUGUCCUGGGCACGUGCGUGGCUUCUGACAGGAGUGACCAGGAGGUCACAGGUGUGACUUUAGAGGUCAAUAGACUUCUGAGAGACGUCCAUCCUGUUCUGCCCAUGGCGGGGGAACAGGACUGAGAUGCUCAUGGCUCCCCGUGGGAAGGGACCACAAACAGCGUGGUGGGAAACACUACCAAUGGAUGUGGCAGCAUUUGACAAGUGUAUGUUUGCCGCUCGGGGCUGUUAUUCCCCUUCUACUCGAAAGUCCCAUUCUAUAUACCCUGAUGUCAAUGUCCUGUACUGUGGGUUUCUAAGCCAGCGUGCAUGUGGAGAGUUUCAGCAUCCUAAGUGUGUUUCUGUAAAACUCUAUGAUGUGGACCCAAAGCUAGAGGUGGCGCAGACCUUCCUGCUGCAAGAUGAAAGCUCACCUACAGUUCUGUGAGCUGCUUUAAGACCUAGCUGACAGCUUGCAGAGCAUCUGGGCAGGGGGUCUGGAAUCCUCCUCCACUCUCUCUUUUGUUUAAACAACCUUCCUACUAGUGUUGUGAGCAUUCUGUCACCUCAAGAGUAACUGGAUCCCUAACUCCUUGAUUACCUUCCCAACACCUGUGUGCUGUUAUCCACCAAAUGUGAAUCCUGUUGUCGGGGGAGUAUAUCCCUGUCUUCCUCUGAAAUAUGUGUCUGUUCCCAGUGUGAGUGAACAAGGAACUUUGCAAUAUUUUCUUACAUUCCAUGCAUCUACUUUUUAAAUCCUUCUGUGAUGUUUGUUCAUCCUAUAGAGAAAAACAAAUCUGUAUCUGUGUAUGUACUUUCUGUUGUGUCUAUUUGUGUCUAAAUAAAGUUUAUUAAGGAUACAGGUGGCAUUUCUGGCUACGAAAAGUUGCAGAAUUAAAUCGGGACCGACCAAGGGAAACGGGUUGCACGGUUAACCACUGGGAAAUACAAUCUUAGAGACACUCGGAUCAACUUGAACCUGGGGUUGCAAGCCCCCAUGUUAUUUGCUUCAUAAUAAUUACCCAUCACUGUGAAACAGAUCACUCUAAAACUUAGCAUCUUAAAACAACAAUAAAUAUUUAUUACCUCCUAUAGUUUCUAUGGGUUGGAAAUGUGGGUGCUUCUGAAUUGAGGGGGGUGUCUCUCCUGAAUUUGCAAUCACAGUGUCUGGCGGGGUUGCGUCAUCUGAAGGCUUGACUAGAGCUAGUGUAUGUGAUUCCAAGAUGGGUCACUCACAUGGUGCUGGUCAUCGGCAGGGGGCCUCUGCCUCCCUCCCUCCCUGUGACCUUCGUCUCCAUGGGUUACUUGAGUGUUUUCCGUGGUAUAGUGGCUAGGUGAUCCAAGAAAGAGAAAGUCACAUGCCACAAUGUCUUUCGUGACCAAGCCUAUUGUUUACACACCAUUAUUUCAUAAUAUCUGACAGGUUACACAAGCCAGCUCCCUUCAGGAUGGGAGGUAGCUCUACAGGGACAGGGACAAGAACAUCAAGAGCUGACAAACACUGGGGCCAUUUUGGAGGUGGGCUUUCUCAUACCUACAAACCAUGGGGUGGAGCUACAAAUCUGGAUUUUUCAAACAGAACCCAGCAACUCUUACCAAGACCUCUCAACUGCCCGGUUCCCCACCGUUAUCCCUACCCCUUGUAGGUGGUUCACCCUGAAACAUCAAAUGGUCCAAGCAAUAGAACUCUUUGUAGUUGAUAAAUAUUUAAGAGGUCUACUGUAUGCUAAGGAAUAAUCAAAAGUAAACAACAUAGAAUCCAUCCUUAUGGAGAACUCACAUUCCACUGGGAGAUACUGACAAAAUAAAUUCUUGACAGUAAGUGCAAGGAGAAGAAUUAAAGCUGGUAAGAUUAUAGGGAGUGCUGUGGCGGAGAGCUACUCUGGACAGAUAAGGGGAUCAUUG
Molecule: messenger RNA, 2923 nt
Organism: Marmota monax (woodchuck)
Lineage: Eukaryota; Metazoa; Chordata; Mammalia; Rodentia; Sciuridae
Product: protein shisa-6-like
Exons: 3
Coding region: 1-927 (308 amino acids)
Biological process (GO): regulation of AMPA receptor activity; regulation of short-term neuronal synaptic plasticity
Cellular component (GO): dendritic spine membrane; postsynaptic density; AMPA glutamate receptor complex
Source: RefSeq, a predicted model, not a curated record